AUGUGGCAGCAUCGAGUUCAUUCAUGCUCGGUCAAACGCCGGCUGUUCUCAACCAGCACAGCGCUAUAUCGACAAAACCGCAUCUCGGCCUCAUAUUACCGCGGCGGAACCUCAAGAGGCCUAAUUUUCCAGCAGAAAGACCUGCCUGCGUCUCGAGAUGACUGGAAGCCCAUCUUCCUCGGAACCAUGGGCUCCCCGGAUCCCCAUGGCCGCCAGCUCGACGGGCUUGGAGGUGGUCAGUCCAGUUUAUCAAAAGUCUGCGUUGUGUCCACGGCAUCAGACCUGAGUCGAGCCCAGGGGGCCCAAGUGGACUAUACCUUUGUUCAAGUCGGCAUCAAAUCAACCGAUAUCGAUUACUCGGGGAACUGCGGGAACCUGUCCAGUGCCGUGGGACCGUUUGCCAUCGACUCAGGACUGGUCAGCUUGAGCAAAGAAGACCUCAAAGCAGGCAAAAGGACAGCUACAGUUCGCAUAUACAAUACAAAUACCCAGAAGAUAAUUGACUCUACGUUCCCCAUAUGCGUUUCACCCGAUGGAAGCGUUGAGGCCGAAGCAGACGGUAACUUCAUGGUCGACGGUGUUGCUGGAUCGGCGUCAAGAAUUCAACUCGACUUUAUCAAUCCCGCCGGUGCUAAGACGGGGAAAUUGCUGCCCACGGGUAAUCUGAUUGAUACCUUUGACGGUGUACGAGCAACAUGUAUCGAUGUUGGGAAUCCCAUGAUUUUCGUCCCGGCUUCCGACCUGCCUGUUGAGGGGAAGAUAUCCCCCAACCAAAUAUCUUCUACACCCGGCUUACUCAACCGUUUAGAGAAGAUCAGAUGCCAGGCUGCGAUUAAGAUGGGCAUGGCAAAGACCACAGACGAAGUCCCGGCGUCCAUACCAAAAAUCAAUAUCAUUUCUGCGGCCGACGAGGAGGGAGUUGAUAUCACUGUUAGAACUAUCUCAGUAGGCCAACCGCACAAAGCUCUUCCCAUCACUGCCGGGCUCAGUCUUGCCGUGGCCACGAAGCUUGAUGGGUCGGUUGUGAAGCCGUUUGUCUCGAAGGCGAAUAAGGCUGCGGGUGAUGCUGUUGUUAUAGGCCAUCCAGGAGGCACAUUGGCCGUGGGUGCAGAGUUCGAGGACGGCGAAAGUCGAGUGGUCAAUAGAGCAACAGUGUAUAGAUCUGCCAGACGGCUGAUGGAUGGCCUUGUAUAUUGGAAAUGA
Molecule: messenger RNA, 1203 nt
Organism: Nannizzia gypsea CBS 118893
Lineage: Eukaryota; Fungi; Ascomycota; Eurotiomycetes; Onygenales; Arthrodermataceae
Product: DUF453 domain-containing protein
Exons: 2
Coding region: 1-1203 (400 amino acids)
Source: RefSeq, a predicted model, not a curated record